Branchiostoma belcheri (Belcher's lancelet) is the source of this 2569-nucleotide messenger RNA. Its product is annotated as alanine--tRNA ligase, cytoplasmic-like. The coding region runs from base 179 to 2554 and encodes 791 amino acids. Gene Ontology annotation, biological process: alanyl-tRNA aminoacylation; tRNA modification. Gene Ontology annotation, cellular component: cytoplasm; mitochondrion. The transcript is spliced from 19 exons. Lineage: Eukaryota; Metazoa; Chordata; Leptocardii; Amphioxiformes; Branchiostomatidae. The record is from RefSeq and is a predicted model, not a curated record. Gene Ontology annotation, molecular function: aminoacyl-tRNA deacylase activity; amino acid binding; nucleic acid binding.
GUGUUGUACGCCCCUUCCGUGUUGCAUGGCCAGUUGGUCGAGUUGACUGGACCACAGAAUCCGCGAAGUUUCCCAGCAUAUGCACCCACUUGGCGGUUUGUUUCAGCACAUCUGAGGGAGAGUUCACAUCUAGAAGACAAGCUGUUCUCCAUAAAAAGUUACCUCCUCUCCAUCCAAGAUGACAGGCGAUCUGAUGCCGCAGCUGAACCUGACAGGUGAACAGGUGCGGGACAUGUUCAUUAAGUACUUUGAGGAGAAACAUGAACACCUGGAGGUCCACUCCUCCUCAACUAUCCCGCUGGACGACCCCACGCUGCUCUUCGCUAAUGCUGGGAUGAACCAGUUCAAGCCGAUAUUCCAGGGCACGGUUGACCCCAGUAACCCCAUGGCGAAGUACCGCCGGGUGGUGAACUCACAGAAGUGCAUCCGCGCCGGCGGCAAGCACAACGACCUUGACGACGUGGGCAAGGACGUCUACCAUCACACCUUCUUCGAGAUGUUGGGAAACUGGUCCUUCGGAGACUACUUCAAGAAAGAGGCGUGUGCGUGGGCGUGGGACCUGCUGGUGAACGGCUACCAGCUUGAGAAGGAGCGGAUGUAUGUGACGUACUUCGGCGGCAACAAGGACCAGGGCCUGGAACCCGACCUCGAGUGCCGCCAGAUCUGGCUCGACCUCGGUGUUGCUGAGGACAGGAUCCUGCCAGGCAGCAUGAAGGAUAAUUUCUGGGAGAUGGGUGAGGUCGGCCCGUGUGGACCCUGCUCGGAGAUCCACUACGAUCGCGUCGGCGGCCGGGACGCUUCUCACCUGGUGAACAUGGACGUGCCGGAGGUGCUGGAGAUCUGGAACCUCGUCUUCAUGCAGAACAACAGAGAGCCUGACGGAAGCAUCACCAACCUGCCCAAGAAGAACAUCGACUGUGGGAUGGGGCUGGAGCGGAUCCUGUCCGUCGUGCAGGGCGUUCUCUCUAACUACGACACCGACCUCUUCACUCCGUUCUUUGCUGCCAUACAGAAGGCCACUGGAGUUCGACCCUACACCGGGAAGGUCGGGUCAGACGACGCUGACGGAAUCGACAUGGCGUACCGGGUUCUCGCUGACCACGCUCGAACGCUAACCAUCUCCAUGUCUGACGGGGGCAAGCCCGACAACGUGGGGAGGGGGUACGUGUUGAGGCGAAUCCUACGGCGCGGCGUGCGCUACGCGACCGAGAAGCUGAAUGCUCCGCGGGGGUUCUUCGCUUCGCUCGUGGACGUGGCCGUGCAGACACUGGGCAGUGCCUUCCCGGAGAUCACCAAGGACCCUCAGAUGGUGAAGGACAUCAUCAACGAGGAGGAGGAGCAGUUCUUAAAGACGCUGUCUCGGGGACGCAGGGUUCUGGAGAAGAGAAUCACCCAGCUGGGAGACUCCAAGGUCGUGCCAGGAGAGACUGCCUGGCUGCUGUACGACACGUACGGUUUCCCUGUGGAUCUGACCAGUCUAAUGGCAGAAGAGAAGGGACUGACGCUGGACUGUGCUGCGUAUGAGGAGUGCAGGAAACAAGCUCAGAUCCGUUCCCAGGGGAAAGGAGCGGGUGUAGACGACAGUGUUAACCUGGACGUGCACGCCAUCAACGAGCUACAGGAGAAGGGCUUUCCUCCGACCGACGACUCACCGAAGUACCAGUACAGCCAUGAUGAUAACGGGAACUAUGUGUUCCAGCCCUGCACUGCAGCCGUGGUGUCGCUGCGGAGAGACAAAAAGUUCGUCCAGGAGGUCACCACAGGUCAGGAGUGCGGCGUGCUGCUGGACCGUACCAACUUCUACGCCGAGCAGGGGGGGCAGAUCUACGACGAGGGGUACCUUGUCAAGGAGGAUGACGAGGAAACAGAGUUUACCGUGAAGAACUGCCAGGUGCGGGGGGGCUACGUCAUGCACAUCGGAACACUGGUCGGAACUCUCAAGGUCGGAGACAAGGUCAAACUCUUUGUGGACGAGGCGAGAAGGAGGCCCAUCAUGAGUAACCACACUUCCACACACGUGCUGAACUUCGCCCUGAGACAAGUCCUCGGCGAGGCAGACCAGAGAGGCUCCCUCGUCGCCCCCGACAGACUCAGGUUCGACUUCUCCGCAAAGGGCGCCAUGACGACCGCCCAGAUUAAGGCGGCAGAGAACAUCUGUAACGAGAUCAUCCAGAAAAACGAGGCGGUUUUCGCCAAGGAGGCGGCGCUUGCUCAGGCCAAGGCUAUCCAGGGCCUCCGGGCCGUGUUCGACGAGACCUACCCUGACCCAGUGCGAGUGUUGUCCAUCGGCAUCUCCGUGGAGGACAUGCUGUCAGACCCCACCAGCCCAGCCGGAACCAUCACCUCCGUGGAGUUCUGUGGUGGAACGCAUUUACAGCGUGUGGGCCAUGCAGGUGACCUUGUGAUCGUGACGGAGGAGGCCAUCGCCAAGGGCAUCCGGCGCAUCGUGGCUCUGACCGGACACCCGGCCCAGCAGGCCCUGCGGAAGGCGAAGCAGCUGCAGGCUGAGCGUGGAGGAGAGUCCGGCGGAGGACGGAGGACAACGUGGCGAUGAACUAACGUUCUGUGA